Messenger RNA from Sardina pilchardus (European sardine), 768 nucleotides. RefSeq names its product H6 family homeobox 4 (gene hmx4). The record is from RefSeq and is a predicted model, not a curated record. NCBI's taxonomy places the organism in Eukaryota, Metazoa, Chordata, Actinopteri, Clupeiformes, Clupeidae. Gene Ontology annotation, molecular function: DNA-binding transcription factor activity, RNA polymerase II-specific; RNA polymerase II transcription regulatory region sequence-specific DNA binding. Bases 1 to 768 code for a protein of 255 amino acids. Gene Ontology annotation, cellular component: nucleus. Gene Ontology annotation, biological process: regulation of transcription by RNA polymerase II. The transcript is spliced from 2 exons.
AUGAACAAAGAAGACGCACCAUGCUGUCGCCCUUCCUCUCUUAAAUUCACCAUAGACCACAUUCUUAACCAUAAUAGCGUCGGGACCAAGUUUGACAGCUGUCACUCAAAAGUGCAAAGUGAACCAGUGUGCGGCAAUGACUUCGUUCUCCGUAGUUUGGACCAUGGUGCCCAUCGUGCCGAAGACUUUCGGAGCAUCACAUUCAGUCAGACAGGAGAAAACUGCCCAGAGUCUUGUCACACAGCCACGACAACACUAAAGCGGGAGACGGACGCGCUGGAAAGUCUGGACACAAGAUGUGAGAAUGCGGACAGCUGCGACGACGGCAGCAGCAGCAGCAUGCAGCCACAUAAGGGGAACAGUAAAAAGAGUAAAGUUAUGGCAAAAAAGAAGACGCGCACUAUUUUUUCCAAGAGACAGAUUUUCCAGUUGGAAUCUACAUUUGACAUGAAACGGUAUCUGAGCAGCGCAGAGCGUGCAUGCCUGGCCAACUCAUUGCAGUUAACAGAAACUCAGGUGAAAAUUUGGUUCCAGAAUCGACGGAAUAAAUUAAAAAGGCAGAUUUCCACAGAUCUGGAAGGACCUAAUAUGGACUUAAGUGAUGCCGGAAAAACAUUAUCGCUGCCUACUUUCUACAAAGAAAACCACAUACUUGGAAGAUGCUUGAUACCAAUGCCUCUACCAGUCAUGUACCCUGGAGUUAGCGCGCCUUACUUAUGCUUUUCGAACGCUACCAAAUAUUUCAGCAUUUUCGAUGGGGACGUAUGA